GUUCGCGACGCGGCCCUGGCCCUCGCGAAUGUUCGCGAUCGUGGCGACCUGGCUCGCGAUAGUGGCGGCCUGGCUCUCGAUCGUGGCCUUCUGAGCUUCGAUCGUGGCGUCGUUGCUCUGAAUCUGCUCAUGCCAUUUGAUGUAGUCAUCGCGCUGCUUCAGGGCACGAUCAACCACGGAGACGAUCACGCGGCGAUGAUCAUCAGCCGACUCGAGCUGCUGGUUCAUAUCAGCAACCAUGCGGUCCGCCGUAUCCUCGACGGGGCCGCUCCGAACCAGCAGCUUGACACCGCCAUCAAGCACAAGGCCAACAGCCUCAAGAAGGCGAAGCAUAUGGACCGCAAGGUGAUGCAGUGCUUCAAGGCGUACGAGAAGGCCAAGAAAAAGGCCGAGGACGCCGAGUACGCUUGGCUGCAAGCGUGUGAGCACGCCGUGGCUCGCCAGGACUGGAAGGAGGACAAACAUGUCAGGCUGACCAACGCUAACAUCACCAAGGUAGCAUGCAAGGCCGAGUUCUUGUGUGCAUCGAAGAAGGUUCUCGAGAAGUUCAAGAAGUUCGAGGCCGCCAAGAAGAAGAUGGAGGAGGCCAAGAGCGAGUGGAUGGAGUCGAUCGGUGAUCGCAUCGAUGCCCACGCUGAGUGGGAGAACGCGUGCGAGCAGCACGCGAGGCAGAAGACGGGUGUGCUGACCAGCACCGCAGAUAAGAAGUGGCAGAAGGUAACUGCAUUCUCGCGCUUCCUUUCGGCGUCUGAGGCGACCAAGUUAAAGAGCGGCGACAUGUCGCAGAAGGCGAUGAUCGCCAUGGCGUGCAAGAGGGCCCAUGCGAUCGGUAUGUACACUCUGUCCGAGGGGAGCAAGGGUCAACUCGCAGCGGUGGUAUCGUCCCAACUCACUGGCGUUACCAACGACAUGUGGCACGACAUCCUGGUGCAGGUCAAGCUGAAGCUGGCUACCAUGAAGGCACGAGACUGGAAACACAGAACUAUAUGGGAAUACGAUUCUCCAGACUCCCUCGAGAGCGAAUCGUGGUACUAUACCGCGUACCCCGAGGGAGACCCGCCACACGGGCAGGACUGGUACAUCGACGAGCCCGACUUCGUGCGACUGAGCAGUCGCUUGAUGAAGGGCGGCAAGCAAGCGGCCAAGCAAGUGCGGGACGACCGCCCCGCCCCGCCGCCGCCGACCGCCCCGCCUCCCGCCAUUUGCGACUUCGGCGCCUACCAAUCCAUGUACGGGACGAUGAACGCGUACCAUAUGUACGCUCAUCCAGGAAUGGUGCCUCCGCCAGGGAUGGUGCCUGGCCAAUCGUCACACUCUUGGUCGCCUCCGCCAGGGAUGAUGCCGAAGCCCAAAGCGCCACCGCAAGAUGCGCCCUCACCACAGGAGGCGCCCCCGCCUGCGGCCCCACCAGCCGCGGGAGGAAUGCCCGCCCCGCUCGGCGACUUAUCUGAUGAGGAGGCAGCGCUUCGCAAGACAAUGCGCAAGCGUAAGGAGGCCGUGGCCCUGAGUAAACGUCCAGCAGCUGCUGGGGGCGAUGCCGAUGGCGUCGAGGGCGCCGACGACGAUGGCGACGAACUCGCCGACGAGGAGGGGGGCCCGCCGAAGAAGGUCAUGAAGGGCGCCCCGCCGAAGAAGGCCAUGAAGGUGGUCAUGCGGAGGCCCUCGGCGAAGCCGAGGCCCACGGCGAAGCCGAAGCCGCUGCCCAAGGCCCCGCUGACGGGGGCCCCGAAGAUCGAGUACCGCGCGGGGUAUAUACUCACGCAGCCAGACAAGUCCCAAUACAGGGCUGUCCUGGGGCGGUCCGACAGGCGCAUCCGCUGGGACACGGGCAGCACGCGCCAGGAGGCUUUCACCAAAGCGAUGAAGUUCAUAGACGUUGGCUGUGAGACGGAGCCCAGUUGGUUCCAGAGAGGCGGCGACAACACGGCCACGCUGGUUGGUGCAGCCCGCAACUGCACCCUGUG
Molecule: messenger RNA, 1964 nt
Organism: Prorocentrum cordatum
Lineage: Eukaryota; Dinophyceae; Prorocentrales; Prorocentraceae
Source: the annotation of a GenBank genome assembly